Exophiala bonariae is the source of this 1566-nucleotide messenger RNA. RefSeq lists its product as uncharacterized. Lineage: Eukaryota; Fungi; Ascomycota; Eurotiomycetes; Chaetothyriales; Herpotrichiellaceae. The record is from RefSeq and is a predicted model, not a curated record. Gene Ontology annotation, molecular function: nucleotide binding. The transcript has a single exon. Bases 1 to 1566 code for a protein of 521 amino acids.
AUGGGCUCUAUCAAUCCUGCCCACGCGCCUCAAUUCGUCGUGAUCGGUGCAGGAUCUCGAGGCAACGCAUAUGCCCGCGCAGUGGAAGCAUCGACUUCCGGAGCGAUCGCUGCUGUCGCCGAAAUCGAUCCUUUCAAAAGAAAAGAGUUCGGGCAGAGAUAUAUAUGGGGGCGGGAAAGCACACCUCAGCAACAUCAAUCCUUCGCGGGUUGGGAAGAAUGGAUUGAGUGGGAAACGCACCGGCGAAGGGACGCAGACGCGGCAGGAAAUAAUGAAUUUGGCUACAUCCCAGUCACAGGUGUCUUCAUAUGUACACUGGACGAAAGCCAUGCACCUAUCAUUCGGGCGCUUGCGCCACUGAAUCUGCACAUCUUGUGUGAGAAGCCAUUGGCGAUCUCAUUGUCAGAUUGCCUGUCCAUCUCGUCAGCUCUCUCCGAAUACCCGCCCAAGGUCGUUUCCAUCGGCCAUGUCCUCCAUUACUCACCACACAAUAUCUUGCUGAGAAAACUCCUUACAUCAGAUAAGGUGAUUGGUGAGAUUGUAUCGAUUGAGCACACCGAGCCUAUCGGAUGGUGGCACUUCUCACAUUCGUACGUGCGUGGCAAUUGGCGCCGGGCCACACCUGAAGGAGUAGGGUCACUCCUGACUAAGUCUGGGCAUGACAUCGAUUUCAUUCUUUGGCUUCUUUGCUCCCCAAGCGCGCUGACUGGUGAUCGACCCCAUCUUCCAUCCACCAUCUCUAGCACGGGGGCGAUAACGCACUUCCGACGGGCAAGGAAACCCAAGAAGGCAGGGCCUUCCACGACGAAUUGUCUGUCUUGUCCUGCCGAGCCUGACUGUAUUUACUCUGCAAAGAAGAUAUACCGUGACAGAUGGCUACGGAAGGAAAAGGAUACUGGCUGGCCGUUGAAGAUUGUCGUGCCUGAGAUUGAAGACAUUGUUCAGCGACAGGGAUGGAAUUCAGCCGAGGAGCGGCUUUUGAAAAGACUCGGAGAAGACUACGAUAAAACCCAAACGUCCGAUGAGGAGAUCGCUAGUAGAAGUUGGUACGGUCGAUGCGUCUACGAAUCUGACAAUAAUGUCGUGGACGAUCAAACUGUGACACUCUCUUGGGAAGAAGACCCUCUUCCAGGCUCCGAAGAAGGGAGAGGUCCAAAGACCGCUGUCUUUCAUAUGACUUACCCCACUCAAUCGCAAUGUGAACGCCGAGGGCGAAUAUAUGGUUCAUUGGGAGAGAUUACCUAUGACUCUCAUACCAUAACAGUCCAUUCUUUUGAAAGUGGUGAAACCACCAUUCAUGACAUACCCAAGCAAGAUCCUGAAGUCGAGAAGAGCCACGGUGGGGGAGAUUGGGGUUUAGCGGGGGCAUUUGUACAAGCUGCUCAGAAUGUUGAUGGUGGCAGCAUGGAUGUUAUCCAGGCACAAAGAGAGUUGGUAGGUUGUGAUCUUGCGGAAAUCAUCCUCAGCCAUGCAGUGGUCUUUGCUGCAGAAGAGGCUCGAAGGGAAAGAAAAGUGGUCCAUUGGGCUCAAUGGUGGGCCAAGAAUGGUCAGAAUGCUGUGGCCUAA